This is a messenger RNA of Anoplophora glabripennis (Asian longhorned beetle), 1127 nucleotides long. RefSeq names its product multiple epidermal growth factor-like domains protein 8. The annotation marks the transcript as partial. The record is from RefSeq and is a predicted model, not a curated record. NCBI's taxonomy places the organism in Eukaryota, Metazoa, Arthropoda, Insecta, Coleoptera, Cerambycidae. The transcript has 4 exons.
GUAAUUUUCGUGGCACUGAGAACCACAGAGAUUCUUGCCGACCUUGUGAUUGCCAUGGUCAUGGGGACAAUUGUGAUCCAAUUUAUGGUGAUAAAUGUAACUGUCAAAAUAACACAGAAAGUGAUGUUUGUAGAGUUGGUUCAGAAAAAAAUUCUGCUCAUCCUUGUUGGAUGGUGCAGUGCUCAAAAUGUAAAGAUGGUUAUUUAGGUACACCUACAUCUGGACAUCAGUGUUAUAAACAAAUGUCUGUAGAUUCCAAAAUGUGUUUUGAUGCAAAACCUAUUGAUGAAUGCAAAAUUAAGCCUAAACCUCUAUACCCGGGAGAGGUAGUAUUUUUUGUAGUUCAACCAAGGUUUAUGAAUGUUGAUAUUAGAAUAGUAAUAGAUGUUACUCAAGGAAAGCUGAACGUAUUUAUGAGUACACAUGAUGAUACUUACUUAGCUUUUCCUAAUUUUACUACGGGAUUAGUCGAUAUAGACAUUGAUGCGCAGUAUGGCCAUUGGGAAAAUGGAACUUUAAGGUCAAAAGAUGUGUAUUUAGAAAGAGAAGCGCUUGGGCUAAGAACAUAUAUAACAAUUACACAAUCUAAGACAAUUUUGUUUGUCAAGAAUUUACAAGAUCGACUUGUAAUUACACUUCCAGAGGAAUAUCACAGCCUAGAAACUACCAGAUUUUUUCUUAUUUUACAAGCACUUGAACAAACAGAUGUAGACAAGAAAUUAACCUACGGAAUAGUAUUUUCUCGACAAGAUCAACUUCACAUUGACUUGUUUGUUUUUUUCUCAGUAUUUUUUUCAUGCUUCUUCUUGUUUCUUGCUGCAUGUGUCGUUGCUUGGAAAGCCAAGCAGGCUGCGGAUGUACGGAGGGCUAGAAGACGUCAUGUUGUAGAAAUGCAGCAUAUGGCUAAACGAGCUUUUGCUACUGUGACCUUAAAUUUAUAUGUCAAACUGGGGCCAAAGAAAUCCGCAUAUGAUUUGCGACCAGUUGCGGUGGAACCUACAGCAACAGCAGCGGUAACUACAACAACUAAUAACUACUACUGCUACUACGGCAACAAUGACCGCAACAACAACAACAGAAGGGGCAGCAUCAGCAAGAUCAAUAACAGCAAUAACAACUACAUCUGA